AUGAUUGUUAUUGAUGCCCGAAAUAAUACUACAGACGAACUCGCUUAUAAUAAAAUUUCAACCUGUAAAAAUAAAAUUAAAAAAAACCCCAGAUUUGCAAUGAACAAAGAUACAGAAUGGCCAAGAAAAAAAAGAAUGACUCUAACAAUAAAAACAAAACAAGAAAUAUGUCAGCGAAAAAAUGAAACCCCAUUCCUUACUAUUGAUGAACUUUCCUCAGAAUAUAAUUGUGAUCGAAGUACAAUUUCAAAGAUUUUGAGUGAAAAGGAUAAGUGGUUGACUAUGCAACUAGCAGAAUCUCAAGAAGAAAAAAAAGUUAAUCGGCUAGCCAAAUUUAUGGAGUUAGAAAAUGCUAUAGACAUCUGGGUACAAAAAGUUCUUUUACAUAAUGGAAUUCUAACAGAUGGAAUUUUACAAAGAAAAAAUCUUGGUGUAGAAUAUGAUGCCAGCCAAAAUGCAUGGAUGACAACUGCUAUUUUUGACCAUUGGAUAAAGUCUUUAAAUGCCUCGUGCCGACUAAAGUGCAAAAAAAUUCUUCUGCUAAUUGAUGGUGCUUCAUCUCAUUCAAAAGAUCAAUAUUCUCACAUUAAAGUUCAUAUUUUACCAGCUCAUACAACACCUUAUUUGUAG
Molecule: messenger RNA, 630 nt
Organism: Dentiscutata erythropus
Lineage: Eukaryota; Fungi; Glomeromycota; Glomeromycetes; Diversisporales; Gigasporaceae
Source: the annotation of a GenBank genome assembly